AUGGGGAUUCAUAUCAUUAUUGUUGGUGCAGGUAUUGCGGGUCUAUGUGCUGGUAUCGCCCUUCGAAGAGCCGGCCACUCAGUACAGAUUUUUGAGAAAUCGAAACUUGAAACGGAGACGGGGGCCGCACUUGCUCUCUGUCCCAACGGUGUUAUUGUCUUAAAAAGUUUGGGAUUAGACUUUGAACAAGCGCAGGCGUGCCAGUUAAACCGCUGGGAGAUAAUCGAUGGCAUUUCGCUCCAGAAAAUCGCAGUGCAACAUAUAGACCGUAUGGCAUCGAGACUGCGGUCGGCCUUUGUGACAAUUGGUCGGAACGAUUUGCAUCGAGAGUUGCUGCGCUUGGCUCUUGACUCUGAUCAGGAUGGGACUAAUGUGGUCAAAAUCCGACUUGGAACUUCUGUAAUCCAGGUAAAUCAACAGGAGGGGAUAGUCACACUCGAUGACAAUAGCUGUCACCGAGCUGAUCUGAUCAUUGGUGCCGACGGCCUUCAUUCCGUUGUUCGAUCACAGGUGCUUCCUCAGGACAAGGGAGCAGUACCAGCAGGCUUGAGUGCCUUUCGCUUUACGCUGCCGACUGAAGCACUACUCUCCCAUUCCAAUUCCCAAGAUCUGCUCCGAGACAAAGAGUCGACAUCAUUCAUACUCGCAGACACUAGUGAUACGGUCAACGAACGUCACUUUGUCUGGUAUGAGUGUCGCGGAGGGGAUUUUCAGAAUUUUGUAGCAAUCCAUCCAUCCUGUGUGGACAAAACUGAAGACGCCAAACCCCAAAUGCUGGUUGAGCGAAACAGAAUGGCGACGGAAGUCACUUGCUGGCCACUGGAAAGACAUGAGCCUCUGAGAAGCUGGACAUUUGGAAAGGUUAUCUUGAUUGGAGAUGCCGCGCAUUCGAUGCUACCAUUCGGGGGGCAAGGUGCAAACCAGGCUAUUGAAGAUGGAGGUGCUCUCGGAAUACUAUUGAGUGAUUUGGGCAGCUCCGACAAUAUUCCAACACGUCUUAAGCUGUUUGAGGCUGUGCGAGUAUCACGCGCCUCGAGAGUUCAAAUACUGUCCAAUGUCAGGGUUGGAAGAGAGAGUGCAGUCACAUCCGACCUUCAAGUCUACCUGGAACCUGGAGGAUCCUGCCCGCAGUCUUUUGCCGAUCGUCUUUCACAUGAUUCCGGGUUUGAUGUGAUUGCAGUAUGUACGGAAAUGAUGCGGAAGUGA
Messenger RNA from Penicillium taxi, 1206 nucleotides. RefSeq names its product FAD-dependent oxidoreductase. Gene Ontology annotation, molecular function: monooxygenase activity; FAD binding. Lineage: Eukaryota; Fungi; Ascomycota; Eurotiomycetes; Eurotiales; Aspergillaceae. The record is from RefSeq and is a predicted model, not a curated record. The transcript is spliced from 8 exons. The coding region runs from base 1 to 1206 and encodes 401 amino acids.